Molecule: messenger RNA, 4497 nt
Organism: Oppiella nova
Lineage: Eukaryota; Metazoa; Arthropoda; Arachnida; Sarcoptiformes; Oppiidae
Source: the annotation of a GenBank genome assembly
GUUUUGUCGACUAUUUUGGACGAGGAUAUAGUGAUCAGUGGAAUGGGUGGUCGGUAUCCAGAGUCUAACUCUACCGAUGAGUUCGCACACAAUCUGUUUAAUGGGAUCGAUAUGAUUACCGAAGAUAAUAGACGCUGGCCUACAGGUCUGACUAUUAUUUUGAAUUAUGCCUGCUCUAAUUUGUUUGGAAUGAACCCUCGAAUGGGAAAAUUGAAAAGCAUUGAGAAGUUUGACGGACUUUUCUUUGGGAUUAUGAACACAAUGUCCGAUGUUAUUGAUCCCCAAUCGAGAAUGGCUUUGGAAACUACAUAUGAGUGUAUCAUCGACGCCGGUAUCAACCCCCAGACCCUUCGUGGCUCAGACACCGGAGUGUAUAUCGGGUUCUCAACGUUCGGAAUGCCCGACGGAACCCCCGAAGACGUGAUGCCGGACUCGCAGAAUAACAUGACGGAGACAUUGCUGUGGUUACCCGGAUCACAGAAAUGUCUUUAUGCCAAUCGCGUGUCGUUUGUGUUUGACUUCAAGGGUCCCUCAAUGAUCAUCGACACGGCCUGCUCUUCCAGUUUGGUGGCACUCAAUCAGGCCGUCAAUGAUAUGAGACUUGGCAAAUGUCGUCAGGCAAUAGUGGGCGGAACGCAGAUAUGUCUUCAGCCCUUCUCUAACCACAUCUUUCAGUCGACGCGUUUGAAUGCAAUGGACGGCAUUCCCAAAGUAUGGGACGAAAAGGCCGACGGAUUUGUGAGGGGAGAGACUGUUUGCUGUUUCCUUUUGCAACGCAAAUCAGAGGCAAAACGUAUUUAUGCGACAGUUUUGAACUCAGGAGUGAAUAUCGACGGCAACAAAAGGAUGGGAAUGUUUUACCCGUCGGCUGAGAGUCAGGAGGAGCUCAUGAUUAAAGUGUAUGAAGAGGCAGACGUGGAUCCCUUGAAAGUCAACUAUUUUGAAGCUCACGCCACAGGAACUAAGGUAGGAGAUCCUCAGGAAGCAAAAGCCAUAUACAACGCAUAUUGUGGUAAACCUGAACGGAAGGGCACUCUGAAUGUGGGACUACUGAAGAGCAACAUCGGUCACGCGGAGGGCGCUUCUGGUCUGUCGUCCGUAACCAAAGUGUUGAUUGCAUUUGAAAAUGAAUGCAUUCCUCCGAACCUCCACUUAACCAACAUUAAGGCUAACAUUAAGGAGUUUUGUCCCCCUCUGAGUCCUGUCGUCAAAAAUACCAAAUAUACUCCGGGUAUCGCUGGAGUGAACAACUUUGGAGUGGGAGGUGUGAACGCAAACGUAUUGCUUGAACCAAAUUAUAAAGUUUGUGACGAGAAUAGCAUUAAGAUUGCGGACACUAUUCCCAGGAUUGUUAACAUUUGCUGCAGAACUGAGGAGGCGUUGAACGAUGUGUUUAAGUUCAUUGAGAAUAAUCCCGACAAAAUAACCAGGGACUUUCUGGCACUUAUGGCCGAAACUAUGAGAAUUCAGCCCUCACUCAACUCAAGUGGAUUCCCAUUUAGAGGAUCAAUUAUUAUGAAGCAGUUGAAUGACAAUCAAUACGAGUAUAAAAAGCAGUCGUCAAUGUUUACACUGAAAACCCAAAGACCCGUAUAUUUCUUGUUCCCGGGUUUGGGAGGACAGUGGGUCGGUAUGGCUAAGGCUUUGAUGCCAAUCAAGAUCUUCGCCGAUAAGAUAGAGGAAUGUCAUGAAAUACUCAAACCCUAUGACAUAGACUUAAAACACCUUCUCUUGUCUGAUGACAAGAACUCGAUGUCUAAUAUGACAAACAAAUUCUGUGCGACAACUGCUAUAGAGAUAGCGUUAUGUGAUGUCAUUCAAGCUCUUGGGAUAAUUCCGGACGGAAUUAUGGGUCACUCUUUCGGUGAAAUAGCGGCCGCUUAUGCCGACGGAUGUCUNAAAGUGUAUGAAGAGGCAGACGUCGAUCCCUUGAAAGUCAACUAUUUUGAAGCUCACGCCACGGGAACUAAGGUAGGAGAUCCUCAGGAGGCAAAAGCCAUAUACAACGCAUACUGUGGUAAACCUGAACGGAAGGGCACUCUGAAUGUGGGACUACUGAAGAGCAACAUCGGCCACGCGGAGGGCGCUUCUGGUCUGUCGUCUGUAACCAAAGUGUUGAUUGCAUUUGAAAAUGAAUGCAUUCCUCCGGCUCUCCACUUAACCAACAUUAAGGCUAACAUUAAAGAGUUUUGUCCCCCACUGAGUCCUGUCGUCGAAAAUACCAAAUAUACUCCGGGAGUGAAUAUCGACGGCAACAAAAGGAUGGGAAUGUUUUACCCGUCGGCUGAGAGUCAGGAGGAGCUCAUGAUUAAAGUGUAUGAAGAGGCAGACGUCGAUCCCUUGAAAGUCAACUAUUUUGAAGCUCACGCCACGGGAACUAAGGUAGGAGAUCCUCAGGAGGCAAAAGCCAUAUACAACGCAUACUGUGGUAAACCUGAACGGAAGGGCACUCUGAAUGUGGGACUACUGAAGAGCAACAUCGGCCACGCGGAGGGCGCUUCUGGUCUGUCGUCUGUAACCAAAGUGUUGAUUGCAUUUGAAAAUGAAUGCAUUCCUCCGGCUCUCCACUUAACCAACAUUAAGGCUAACAUUAAAGAGUUUUGUCCCCCACUGAGUCCUGUCGUCGAAAAUACCAAAUAUACUCCGGGAGUGAAUAUCGACGGCAACAAAAGGAUGGGAAUGUUUUACCCGUCGGCUGAGAGUCAGGAGGAGCUCAUGAUUAAAGUGUAUGAAGAGGCAGACGUCGAUCCCUUGAAAGUCAACUAUUUUGAAGCUCACGCCACGGGAACUAAGGUAGGAGAUCCUCAGGAGGCAAAAGCCAUAUACAACGCAUACUGUGGUAAACCUGAACGGAAGGGCACUCUGAAUGUGGGACUACUGAAGAGCAACAUCGGCCACGCGGAGGGCGCUUCUGGUCUGUCGUCUGUAACCAAAGUGUUGAUUGCAUUUGAAAAUGAAUGCAUUCCUCCGGCUCUCCACUUAACCAACAUUAAGGCUAACAUUAAAGAGUUUUGUCCCCCACUGAGUCCUGUCGUCGAAAAUACCAAAUAUACUCCGGGAGUGAAUAUCGACGGCAACAAAAGGAUGGGAAUGUUUUACCCGUCGGCUGAGAGUCAGGAGGAGCUCAUGAUUAAAGUGUAUGAAGAGGCAGACGUGGAUCCCUUGAAAGUCAACUAUUUUGAAGCUCACGCCACGGGAACUAAGGUAGGAGAUCCUCAGGAAGCAAAAGCCAUAUACAACGCAUACUGUGGUAAACCUGAACGGAAGGGCACUCUGAAUGUGGGACUACUGAAGAGCAACAUCGGCCACGCGGAGGGCGCUUCUGGUCUGUCGUCUGUAACCAAAGUGUUGAUUGCAUUUGAAAAUGAAUGCAUUCCUCCGGCUCUCCACUUAACCAACAUUAAGGCUAACAUUAAAGAGUUUUGUCCCCCUCUGAGUCCUGUCGUCCAAAAUACCAAAUAUACUCCGGGUAUCGCUGGAGUGAACAACAGCCACGCGGAGGGCGCUUCUGGUCUGUCGUCUGUAACCAAAGUGUUGAUUGCAUUUGAAAAUGAAUGCAUUCCUCCGAACCUCCACUUAACCAACAUUAAGGCUAACAUUAAAGAGUUUUGUCCCCCACUGAGUCCUGUCGUCGAAAAUACCAAAUAUACUCCGGGUAUCGCUGGAGUGAACAACUUUGGAGUGGGAGGUGUGAACGCAAACGUAUUGCUUGAACCCAAUUAUAAAGUUUGUGACGAGAAUAGCAUUAAGAUUGCGGACACUAUUCCCAGGAUUGUUAACAUUUGCUGCAGAACUGAGGAGGCGUUGAAUGAGGUGUUUCAGUUCAUUGAGAAUAAUCCCAACAAAAUAACCAGGGACUUUCUGGCACUUAUGGCUGAAACUAUGAGAAUUCAGCCCUCACUCAACUCAAGUGGAUUCCCAUUUAGAGGAUCAAUUAUUAUAAAGCAGUUGAAUGACAAUCAAUACGAGUAUAAAAAGCAGUCGUCAAUGUUUACACUGAAAACCCAAAGACCCGUAUAUUUCUUGUUCCCGGGUUUGGGAGGACAGUGGGUCGGUAUGGCUAAGGCUUUGAUGCCAAUCAAGAUCUUCGCCGAUAAGAUAGAGGAAUGUCAUGAAAUACUCAAACCCUAUGACAUAGACUUAAAACACCUUCUCUUGUCUGAUGACAAGAACUCGAUGUCUAAUAUGACAAACAAAUUCUGUGCGACAACUGCUAUAGAGAUAGCGUUAUGUGAUGUCAUUCAAGCUCUUGGGAUAAUUCCGGACGGAAUUAUGGGUCACUCUUUCGGUGAAAUAGCGGCCGCUUAUGCCGACGGAUGUCUGAACACCAGAGAAGCACUUUUGGUAACCUAUUACAGAGGAGUUGUGACCGAAAGCGAUAAGAAAAUACCGAAAGGACUGAUGGCUGUCGUCGGGCUGUCCUGGAAUGAGGCGAAGAAGUUGUGUCCAAAGGGGACGAGUGUUGUCUGUAAUAACGGAAAGGAAGAGGAGUUGUGA